Racocetra fulgida is the source of this 354-nucleotide messenger RNA. NCBI's taxonomy places the organism in Eukaryota, Fungi, Glomeromycota, Glomeromycetes, Diversisporales, Gigasporaceae. The record is from the annotation of a GenBank genome assembly.
AUGUCUGAAUCAGAAGAAGCCACAACUAGCAAAAACACUUCAAACAACAAAACAGCCCAAAUUGUACAAGUCGAUCAAGACAUACAAAAUAGUUCAGAUAAUCAAAACGUACAAGACGCACAAAUGCAUUCAGAUAAUCAAGAUGAUGAUUUUCUAACACCUGAAUUGCAGGAAAUGUAUAAAAAGUUAGAUCGAAGGAUGAAGGAACGUUAUCAAAGAUGCAAAACUGAUGAAGCAAAAAUCGCUUUAUUGGAAGGAAUUAUGCAUGAGCGUAAAAAAGGAGUAAGUGUGCUUGAAAUUAUACACAUUUUCAUCGAUUAUUUUAUUUAUUUUUUUUUUACUAAACCGGAUUAG